This is a messenger RNA of Gossypium raimondii (Peruvian cotton), 953 nucleotides long. Its product is annotated as nucleoid-associated protein At4g30620, chloroplastic. Gene Ontology annotation, molecular function: DNA binding. Lineage: Eukaryota; Viridiplantae; Streptophyta; Magnoliopsida; Malvales; Malvaceae. Bases 114 to 707 code for a protein of 197 amino acids. The record is from RefSeq and is a predicted model, not a curated record. The transcript is spliced from 7 exons.
CUAAAUGUAAAAAAGAAAGGCAAAAAAAACCUUAUCUUGUUCUGAAAUCUCUGUUUUUUUAGUCUAUAGAAAUAUCUGAAUUUUCUGGGGGAAGGGAACCACCUUCGUAAGCAAUGGCUUCGUCAAGUGUCGUGACUACUCAAAUAUCAAAUCAACUUGGAACCACUGAUUGGAAGAAGUCCAUCCCUUCACUCUCCCUUGGUAACUUAAACUUGAAUAAAAAUCUAGCUGGUAAGCAGUUUUUAUCAUUGUCAGCUCCUCAAAAAUCUGGGCUGAACUAUAAAUCCCUACGUGUAAAUGGUCUGUUCGGAGGAAAAAAGGAAAAUGGUGAGAAGGGUGAUGAUGCACCUUCCAAGGCAGGAAUUCUUGGGAACAUGCAAAACCUAUAUGAGACAGUAAAGAAAGCACAAAUGGUUGUCCAGGUUGAGGCUGUGCGAGUGCAAAAGGAACUUGCCGCAGCAGAGUUCGAUGGCUACUGUGAAGGUGAGCUGAUUAAGGCAACUUUAUCUGGAAAUCAGCAACCUGUACGCAUAGAGAUCACUGAGGCAGCAAUGGAAUUGGGUGCAGAAAAGCUGUCUCUUUUAGUUAAUGAAGCAUACAAGGAUGCACACCAAAAAAGUGUCCAGGCCAUGAAGGAAAGAAUGAGUGACCUUGCACAAAGCUUAGGUAUGCCACAAGGUCUCAGUGAGGGAUUAAAACAACAAUGAUCUCUCAACUAACACCUGGAUGGAGCUUAGUGAGGGAUUGAAGCAACAAUGAUCUCUUGACUGGCACCAGGAUUAGCUUCAGUUUUGCAUACAAACCAAUGGUAGAAAUUUUCAUUUGUACUUUUUACUGCGAAUUCAUGUUGUGAUUUCCGUUUCUCCAUAGAGCUGGCACACUCUGUUCUAGAACUCCUUCACAGUUACAUCUGUUCUCAUUUCUUUUUCGAGUCAAAUUCUUUGCCUUUCGUA